AUGGAGGUGGUUCUAACAGGAAGCCGCAUUUUAGUGGCAUUUAUAGCUACCAUUAUAUGGAGUAUGGGGGUUCGAGGCCUUCAUAACUUAGAAAUCAACGUGCCAAGUGCAGUCCUCGUGGGAGAGACGGUUACCCUCGAAUGUAGUUGGCAGUUAGAAGAUGAAGAGGCCCUAUACAGCGUAAAAUGGUACCGAGGGAGAGAAGAAUUCUAUAGAUAUAUACCAAAGGAAUUGCCUCACACAAGAGUAUUCCCACUGCCUGGGAUUGAAGUGGAUAUAUCACGUUCGGGUGCCAGGCGCGUUGUUCUACAAGAGGCUACACCGGCUAUGGCAGGUCGUUUCCGCUGCGAGGUGUCAGCAGACGCACCCACUUUCCACACGGAAAUACGAUCAGCGCCCUUGGAUGUAGUAGAACCUCCAGAAUGGCCACCCAAAUUAGUAUCCGAUCGAUCAUGGUACGGCGUUGGAUCUACACUAAAAGCGACAUGCGCCUCACCGCCGGCGCAUCCACCAGCGAAUUUGACUUUUGCUUUGAACGGCCAAGAGAUCGAUAUGGAAUCGCUUCUCCAUGAGGUACCGGAUUGGUUCAAAUGGGAUCCUCAGAUGAAAGCCGACACAACUACAACGGAGCAACCCGAGGAUGAUAUCAAUUUCAAUAUAUUUUCCGACGAAAGUAAUAUUCAAUAUCUUGACGAAUCUUACAUAAACCUUCAUAAAGAGGAAAUCAGGCGACCCUCUAAGGAAAGUAUAAAGCCAGUGUAUGAAAGGACGGGACCUGAUAAUAGGCUGCCAUCAGUUGGAGAAGUUUUAUUUGUCGUUCGACACGAAGCAUUCGAGCGCGGUAGCUUGAGGUUGACCUGCAUAGCAAGUAUAUACAACCUGUACGCAGCACGUGCCGAACUAAUUUUCGAUAUGGAGCAACCAGAAGUUGCUUCGGUUUUGGGCGUCCGCAACUAUGCUAUAGAUUCUUACAAUAUGAGCUGGCAUUCUGUGUAUAUACCUCUAUUUUUGCUAAUCAUCCGGUAG
Messenger RNA from Danaus chrysippus (African queen), 1026 nucleotides. The record is from the annotation of a GenBank genome assembly. Lineage: Eukaryota; Metazoa; Arthropoda; Insecta; Lepidoptera; Nymphalidae.